Messenger RNA from Caenorhabditis remanei, 507 nucleotides. RefSeq lists its product as uncharacterized. The coding region runs from base 1 to 507 and encodes 168 amino acids. The transcript has a single exon. NCBI's taxonomy places the organism in Eukaryota, Metazoa, Nematoda, Chromadorea, Rhabditida, Rhabditidae. The record is from RefSeq and is a predicted model, not a curated record.
AUGAAGAGCCUUGCGGCACGGCUCGAUGGUUCUCUUGAUGAGAUCUCCAACAAUUUGUUCAAACUUAGAUCUGGUGAGCUUCAAGUUGAGAUGUUUUGGGCCAGAUUGAUCCAUGGUGAUGUAUGGAAGGUUGAUGUCCGUUUGAGUGGUGGAGGAGAGCUCGCACUUAGCCUUUUCGGCAGCUUCACGGAGUCUCUGCAUAGCUUGUGGGUCCUUGGUAAGAUCAACACCUUGCUCCUUCUUGAACUCUCCAACAAGGUGAUGCACAAGGGCGUGGUCAAAGUCUUCUCCUCCGAGGAAGGUGUCUCCGUUGGUGGAUUUUACUUCGAAAACUCCCUUCUGGAUCUCAAGAAUGGAAACAUCGAAGGUUCCACCUCCAAGAUCGUAGACAGCGAUACUGAAAACCGGUGGGGUAUUAACAUUUUUUAUAUCUUUUUGUGGCUUACAUCUUGUCUCCAGCAUCUUUAUCCAAUCCAUAGGCAAGUGCAGCAGCAGUUGGCUCAUUAA